CCUUGGGUGUCACUGUGGGCUUUGCGAGGAGACGCAUGCGCAGUGGUGCCGGGGAAGAACUUUAAUAAUUAUUUUUCAUUCCUGUGCGGAUGCUUCGUGUGGUGACAUCACAGCGCAAGGUAGCGUCAGCGCCUGGCCCGCUCCCCUCUCUCUCCUGCCUCAUUGGUGCGUCGGUAGCUCGUUCCUCCUCCCUUUUCCAAGAUGGCGGCCAUGGGUGUAAACAAGACAGGCCUCGGAGCAGGGCUGGAUGCCGGUCCCCGACACAGUGGCAGCCGGGGGACGGCCGGGGCUGCUGUGAAGGAGAUUCCGGUGUGUGGGGCUUGAAAAAAAACUUUGCUUUGCUGGAGCUCUUGGAACGACUGCAGAAUGGCCCUGCUGGCCAAUAUGGGACAACAGAAGAAGCUAUUGGCCAGUCUGGAGAGAGCAUCAUUCGUUGUGAUGAAGAUGAAGCUCAUGUUGCAUCUGUAUACUGCACUGUUUGUGCCACUCACUUGUGUGCAGAGUGUUCACAGCUUACCCAUUCUACGAAGACAUUAGCAAAACAUAGGCGUGUACCUCUUGCUGAAAAACCUCAUGAGAAGACCAUGUGUUGCCAGCACCAGGUGCAUGCCAUUGAAUUUGUUUGUUUAGAAGAAGAUUGUCAGACCAGUCCUCUUAUGUGUUGUGUCUGCAAAGAAUAUGGAAAGCAUCAAGGUCAUAAGCAUUCUGUUUUGGAACCAGAAGCAAACCAGAUCCGUGCAUCCAUUUUAGACAUGGCACACUGUAUAAGAACCUUCACAGAAGAAAUCUCAGACUAUUCCAGAAAACUAGUUGGAAUUGUUCAACAAAUUGAAGGAGGAGAACAAAUAGUGGAAGAUGGAGUUGGAAUGGCCCAUACAGAACAUGCCCCAGGUACUGCAGAAAAUGCCCGUUCAUGCGUCCGAGCCUAUUUUUCUGAUCUUCAUGAAACCCUUUGUCGCCAGGAAGAAAUGGCACUUAGUGUGGUUGACGCACAUGUGCGGGAGAAAUUGAUUUGGCUCAGACAACAGCAAGAAGACAUGACUAUCCUGUUGUCACAGGUGUCAACUGCUUGUCUUCACUGUGAAAAGACUUUACAGCAGGAUGACUGCAGAGUAGUGUUGGCUAAACAGGAGAUUACAAGGCUACUAGAAACAUUACAAAAACAGCAGCAGCAAUUUACAGAACUUGCAGAUCAUAUACAGCUUGAUGCUAGCAUUCCUGUCACUUUUACAAAGGACAACAGAGUACAUAUUGGACCAAAAAUGGAGAUUCGAGUUGUGACCCUAGGAUUAGACGGAGCUGGCAAAACAACUAUUUUGUUUAAGUUAAAGCAGGAUGAGUUUAUGCAACCUAUUCCAACAAUAGGUUUUAAUGUUGAAACUGUAGAAUAUAAAAAUCUGAAGUUUACUAUUUGGGAUGUAGGAGGGAAGCACAAAUUGAGGCCUUUGUGGAAGCAUUAUUACCUCAAUACACAAGCAGUGGUAUUUGUUGUCGAUAGCAGUCACAGAGACAGAGUUAGUGAAGCACACAGUGAACUUGCAAAGUUAUUAACAGAGAAAGAAUUGCGGGAUGCCCUGCUGUUGAUCUUUGCCAAUAAGCAGGAUGUAGCAGGGGCUCUUUCAGUAGAAGAAAUCACAGAAAUGCUGAGUCUCCAUAAACUCUGCUGCGGCCGUAGCUGGUAUAUUCAGGGCUGUGAUGCUCAAAGUGGCAUGGGACUAUAUGAAGGAUUGGACUGGCUUUCAAGGCAACUGGUGGCUGCAGGUGUACUGGAUGUGGCUUAAUUUUAUGACAGUUGCAAAUUAAAUUUGUAAUUCACUUAUUUGCACGGGUUAGGAUGUUGUAACAAGGUCUGCAUUGUGGAGAUGGAGAUUUAUCUAGAGCUCUGAUUAUAGAAGAAAAUGUAUGUGGCAUCUGCUUAUCAAAGAUUGUGGAAUUGGUACAGUAAACAUUGUGCAAUUGCUAAAGUUUUUAAAGUUUGGUAAUGCAAAAGACUAAUAAGGUGUGCUGGCUGCUAAGGUACCUAGAGAGAGAGAGAGAGAGAGAGAGAAUUUUUUUUGUGAAACUAUGUUACUUACAAUUUAAGCAAACUUUUUUCUGCUAAAACACUGUGUAUCUAAAUUGGUCUAAUAUUCACCAUAAGGUCACAGAAGCUACUUACUAAAAUUCUUAGCAACUUAGAAAUACUUAUCCGAAAAGCAACUUAAAAAAAAAAACAAAACAAACUCUUGAGCUAUUUAGAAAGCAACCAAAACUCUGGAUGCUCUUUGGUAACAUAUUAUACCACUUGUAGUACAUUUAAAAAGGCAUUAGCUUAAACUUUGCUUUGAAAACUCCAUAUAGACAUUACAAGAAAAAGUUAUUCCCCAGUCAUUUAUUUAUUAGCCUUAUUGCAUGCCAUGGGAUGUGUAUAGGGCUAGAAAGUGGUAAGAACAUAGUAGUCUUUCUAGGACCUUGCAGAUUUAAUGGGUGUUGGCAUUAACUACCAUUAGUAAUAAAAGAUGCAGUUGAAUGAAAGCAAAGCAAAAUUAGAUGCAUUAAAAUGUCUUCUUUCCAUGAAUAAUACAAAAUAUAUUGAUUUAUAGAUGGGAGUUGCUUGUGCCUGCCUAAGGACAUAAUGUGUCUUUAGAGAUUAAACUUCAUCCUUAAGAAAUCAAGUGAACUUAAGAACUUCCUAAAGAAAGCAGUUGAAAUAUCAGCCCACCUAUAUAUUUGUACAUGAGUUAUGUUUCCAGAAAAAGGUAGCAGCCUUAAAAUAUUGAGUAACCUACUGUAAAAGCACCACAUGCUUAAUAACUCUUACUUAGAACAGCAGAUGGUAAAAUCUGAUCUAAACUUUUAGUGUCUGAUACAGAUUCUUUAUCUACUUGGAACUAUCACCAGUGCCUGUAUUCAAAGAUUAUUCAUCACAAAAUCUCAGAAUCUUGGGGGUCUAUUUGUUUAAAUUUAGAGUAGAUUGGAAUAAUUUAUUGAUGUCUCCCCUUUUUCUGUGCAUACAUUUCUGAUCACCAUAAGUCUGUGUGGUGAGCACUCCUUGUGUGACUCAUCUGUUCCCUUCUGUAACUGUAACCCCUGGAAAGUGACGAGGCCGUGCAGAAGGAAUACCAUGGUAUUAGCACGUAUUUUGUAGCAUUUUCCCCCACCAGAUACAGUAGGUUAAAGCAAAGAAUAUAUAAACAAAUUAUUUUAAUACAUUUGCACUUCAGGAGGAAGCAGUUGUGGUAACUGCUCCCUCCUGAUACACUGGUUUAUAAUCACUUCCAUUCUUUGCAUUUCAUACUGAUGGUGUAAUGUACAUUAAGCUUGGUGAAACUGAAUGGUUUGAAUUGUAGCUCAAGUGACAAGUGUCACUAUUUUCAAAGGUGUAGGUACAAAUUAAGCUUGUCUUCACAUUUAGAAGCGAUCUUAAAAAUCCUUGCACCCAUACUAGAAUGCUAAGAGAAGGAUUUUAGACACUAAGUUCAGACUGUAUUUGAAAGCUAUAUUCUCUUUCAGAAUACACCUGAUAAUAUUGUAUAUAAUUUACAUGGACUGAAGAGUUUUUGCUGCCCAAAUUAAACUGAAAAUUGUUCACCUUUCAGCCUGCAAUCUCUUGCACAAUAGACAUUUUCUGCCCCUUUGACUACUUACUCAGCCUAUAUUGCAGACCCAGCAUAGACCUUCAUAAUUCUUUGACUGUCCUUUUCAUGGUUUCAUUUUCAAAUAUUAACAAGUUCUAAGUAACAGACACUUUAGCUGGAAGAUUUUUAAUGAAUAAAACAUGCAUUGGUUGGAAGAUCUAAUAUGAAAUUUGUCAUUUUAGUUGGUACGUUCUGUAUCUUCAGUGGGUUCAUUUGCACCUGCUCUCCCACUCGGCUGUUACUACUUUUGUUUUCUCUGGUUAUUUUAAAGCACUCAGAAAAACCAGUCAAUACUUUGAAGGGUUUAUAGAGAAGAGUACGUUUGGGGGAAAAAAUUCACUUACUCGUCUUUUACUUUCAGAACAAAAAGUUCUGCUGCAAAUGUAGUAUACUUGCAUAAAAGUAUUAUUUUUUUAAAUGGAAACUAAUGUGACUGAUUCAAGUAACUGUGAAAAUAGGACUUGCAUUUGUCUGUGAACUCUUCAGGUGUUAUCAGGUAAACUUAGAUUUAUUUGUCUUAUAAGUUAAUACUAUAUAUAAACUGCUUCAAUUGUAAAUUUUAAAUGUCUUGAACUUUAAUUCAGUUUUUAGUGUACUAACUUAUGCAAGUAUGAUUGGGAUGUGUUUCUCACAUUGUUAAAAUUAAAAAAAUUACAAGUACUGCAGAGAAUUCUGGGUAAAACUAAAGCCUGAAUUGUUUAAAAAGUUAACUAUAGCAUUUAGCUAUCAGGUCUAGAUUUUUGCUUAAUUGUGAAACUGAGUAAACAUAACCUGUGCAGUGACUGCAGAAAAGUGUUUUAACUAUUUUGAAACAAGAUUAAUUUAAACAAUAGCUAAGCUAUUUGAGCAGUAAUGCCUGACUUCUUGGUAUAGUCUAACUUCCAUUGUAUGUAACUGAAGUUUUUCUAAUUCUGCUUGUGGACUGAAUGAUGACUGAGGUUCUGUCUGCAAGAAGAUAUUCACCAAACAGUUCUUGUUCUAGGCUACUGGAGCAGGGUUGGGUAUGGUAGUACUUCACAAAGGAACAGCUCUUAUCUGAUGGAAGAAUGAUUUAGCUGAUAGGAGUUUCUGAACUGCCUUGAAAUUUUUUUUCCAAUAAAGAGAAUACAUUAACCCUC
Messenger RNA from Chelonoidis abingdonii (Abingdon island giant tortoise), 4735 nucleotides. RefSeq names its product tripartite motif containing 23 (gene TRIM23). The record is from RefSeq and is a predicted model, not a curated record. Gene Ontology annotation, molecular function: GTP binding; zinc ion binding; GTPase activity. Lineage: Eukaryota; Metazoa; Chordata; Testudines; Testudinidae.